CCCACUUCUUUUUCUUAAGCAGAUCAACUUUCUCUAGUUGUCAUGGGUGUGCAGAAUCUGUGGGUGUUGCUGGCGCCCGUGGGGCGGCAGAUCGAGAUAGAAUCUUUGGCCGGUCAGGUACUGGCUGUGGAUGCCAGUAUCUGGCUCACUCAGUUCGUCAAGGCCAUGCGUGACGACGAAGGUAACAUGAUCCGCAAUGCGCAUCUCAUGGGUACUCUGCACCGUGUGGCCAAGUUGCUCUACUAUGGGGUGCGUCCGGUCUUCGUGUUCGACGGCCAAACACCGGAGAUCAAGAAGAGAACAACCGCCAGACGUAGGAAGAGACAGGAGCAACAGAGCGCCAAUCUACGCCAUACAGCGCAACGCAUUCUACUUAACAGACUGAAGCAGGCUAGACAGGAGAUGAAGAAGAACGGAGGAGCAUCAGCACCUGCUGUUGCACCUGGAUUUACACUACCAGAAGCUUCAAGCAAGAAGGAGGAGGAGGCCAAGACAGAGGUAGAAGCUGAGAUUGAAGAGGUAGAACAAGAAACUAUCGAAGAGCAUGAAGAGAGAAGUGAGGAAAAUGGAGUUCAGACGGUCUGGGGGGCAGCAGCAGAACAGAAAGACGAGGAGGAGCUGACAUUGGACGAUAUUGAUCUGGACACGUCCAGAUUGUCGAAAAUCGAUCUACACGCGGUGUUUUCACUGCCUCCUCACUUGCAGAAAGAUAUGAUCCAGAGGAUUUUACGUGACCGGCGUCAGGAGGUGAGGGAUCAAUUUAUCCCGCUAGCUGGGAAUCCAGAGAAAUACUCGCAUACGCAGAUUUCAGCAUUUCUACAGACAAGUGCAUUGAAUCGACGGAUUGAAGCAGCGAAAAGACAGAAACGCGAAGAGGAGAUGGAAAACCAGGGCGGCGUUGGCCAAGGACAUCGCAUUGACUCGAAUAGUAAUCGAUUUUACAUUUAUGAGAACGAUGCUAAGCGAAAAGAGGACAAGGACGAAGAAAGUGACGAUGUGGUCGCGGAGGUUGAACGAGCCUCUGCCAAUGAGGCACUCCAGGUACAAGAGGAACAAAGUGAUGCCUUUAAGCCAAUGGAGAAGCGACCUCUGUCGGAGUUUAACUCCGGAAAGGCAGGGUUUAUUCCUGAUCCCAAGGCAAAGGAGGUCACAGCUGCAUGGGUCGCACGGCAUCAGGUUCGUGUGGAACAGGAGCCUAUGCUUGCGAUCGAGAAGAUCAGACGAGCUCGACUUAAGAUAGAAGAACCAACUUCGUCCGCCGAGCCACCUUCCACCGUUGAGGACAAGCCGCUGCCAGUGCACGACGUUAGUGUUUCGUUAAAGCUAGAGGAUAUUGAUCCAGAAGGGAUGGAACGUUUUCAGAAAAUGCUUCAAGCAUCUGCGGGCGAACCUACUGCUGCCACAAUUGAAGAUGAGGACGACGAUGUCCAGUGGGAAGAGGUGACAGCUUCAACCGAGAAGCCUUCGACUAUUUCUUUACACAUGGAGACUGUAGAGCAAGAGAUGGCAAGUCAGGCUUGCAAGGUUGUGGCAAUGACUGAAACCUCUACGGCUAUACACACGCCAACGUCCAAGGAUGUUGAGAAGCCUGAAAGUGAUGAGGAGAUGGAAUGGGAAGACGUACCAAGUGCAUCUGUUGAUUCUGCCCUCCCCGGUACCAAUGGUACUCAUGAAACGAAACAAACUGUAAUGGAAGACUCUCUAUUUGUCACCUCUAACGCUCAGGAUCAGCAUAAAGCUGAUGAUGUGGAGGAAGGAACAGAUGAGUUGUUUCUGACGCUGAAGAACGAGAUGGAAGACGCGAAAGCGCACGAAGAUCUCGAUUUACUGAAAGAUGAAGCGUUGCAGUCUGCUAUGGCGACGGCCUCCAAUUUAACUCAAUGGGCUGCAGGUGCUGUCCGCCGAGCACUGCAAGCUCACUCUCUGCAGCAUGGUGGCAGAGCUGCAAGUCCAGGUGGAACGCUAGACAAACUGGGAACUCGGUCUACCCCUACAAAGGGUACAGCUGAAGCUCCACUCGAGCUGUCAGACGAAGACGAUGAGUCAAAGUCGGAUACAAAGAGCGCUGAAGUGGUUGUAAUUGAAGAUGAGGAAGACGAUGCUACCGCAUAUACCGAAGCAGCAGACAGCCACGAGAGCUUACAAGCCGCCUUAGCAGCUUCAAUCGCUAGUGAACAAGAAGAAGAGAAAGCUGGAAACACCCGUGUUCGCUAUCUCCAGUAUUCACAACCAAGUGAGUCUCCUCAAGGCAGCGCUGAUAUCGACACCGCACACCCAGAGAUGGACGCAGCAGUGUUGCAAAAGGAGCAACUCGAGCUAAAGAAGCUCCGCAGUCGACAACUGCGUGACACGGAGGGCAUUACAGACGAUAUGGUGGCUGAAGUCAUGUCGCUUUUGCGUUUAUUUGGUGUACCAUUUCUCGUGAGUCCCAUGGAAGCCGAAGCUCAAUGCGCUGCGCUCGAACAACUUGGUCUCGUGGACGGCGUCAUCACCGAUGAUAGCGAUAUUUUCCCAUUCGGUGGCCAGCGAGUCUACAAGAACAUUUUCCACCACCAGAAAUUUGUCGAAGCGUUUUCCGCUCGUGACAUUGAGCGAGAGUUGGGGUUCUCACGAGAACAAAUUAUCGCAUUGGCGCUCCUCCUUGGUAGCGAUUAUACGGAUGGUGUACGAGGUAUCGGCAUUGUCAACGCAACUGAGAUCGCGGCUGCUUAUCCGGGGGUCGAAGGUCUUCGUGAAUUUAAGGAGUGGGUUGGUGAGUUUGACGUUGCUGAAGAAGCUCAUCGUGUAGCUUCUAGUGGUUCUAAGAAGAAGAAAGUGAGUAAGGAGAAAGAAGAGUCGGAAGACAGCGAUGGUGAAGACGAAACAGCUCGUGAACGAUUCCAACGGUCUCAUGCCACUGCGCGACGGAAAUGGGAACUUGGGGACGAGUUUCCGAGCAAGCAGGUGGUUCAAGCGUACAUGACUCCACAAGUGGAUCGUUCUGAAGCUCGCUUCUCAUGGAGUGCUCCGGAUGUGGCAGCACUGCGCAACUACUGCGCUAAUGCGUUUGGAUGGGAUCAACAGAAAAGUGAUGGAGUGUUAAAGCCUCUUGAGGAGAAGGCACGAGCUACUGCUGCUUCUGGUGGUCGACACAUCCAGACGCGAUUGGAUCGCUUCUUUACGAGUUAUGAUGACCAAGUGCACUAUGCUAAGAUCAAAAGUAAACGCUUACGCUCUGCUGUCAACCAACGCGCUGGCAGCAAGACUGACAAAAGUAAGAAACAGCGAAAGUGAAGCUAGUGUAAAAAUUGAAAUCGUGAGUAUAGUUGGUGAGUAACUCAUCGAAUUGUGGCGGUUGAACCUCCAGCAACUGAUGGCACUGCUCCUGUGUGGCCGUCGUUCACUGCUGUGAACGUCACAGUUCCAGUUGCUUGGGAUGCGGCGGCUGCGGCUGCCUUCUUCUGAGCUCGUUGUGCAUCGAUCCGGCCUUGAACUAUAGCAGUAAAGUCUGUCAUGUAGGCAGCCACGACGUCCAGAUCGAUCAUAGCGCGUUGACCAUGAUGGAUCACGUCGGCCUCCGAUAUUCCACUUGCGGUUUUUCCUGAAGAGUUCAUUGGAGCUGAUGAAGAAAUUCCAGAAGCUCCAGCAGAGCCAUCGUGACUGUCAUUACCGGACUGGCUAGUACUUCCUUGGCUUCUGUAGCUGCCUUCGACAUGUUUAAGAAUCUGUCCGUGGAUCCCACUAGUACAUCUUUGCAAUAGAUUGCCAAUAGCCAUGAUGAUCUGACCCAACGCUAACGUUUUCUGUGUCGUGGCUCGGAGUGUUGCAUCUGUCUCGUGCUGUAGACGCACACCGAGCAACUCCUCCCGCUCAAGAGCACGUUGCAACGCUGCGAUGCGGUUGUUGAAUGUUAAGAUCUCGUUGGCGCGUUCUUUCUGGAAGGCAGCAAACUCCAGUCGCUUGG
This is a messenger RNA of Phytophthora nicotianae INRA-310, 3943 nucleotides long. RefSeq lists its product as hypothetical. Gene Ontology annotation, molecular function: DNA endonuclease activity; single-stranded DNA binding. Gene Ontology annotation, biological process: nucleotide-excision repair. Gene Ontology annotation, cellular component: nucleus. The transcript has a single exon. The coding region runs from base 43 to 3273 and encodes 1076 amino acids. Lineage: Eukaryota; Oomycota; Peronosporomycetes; Peronosporales; Peronosporaceae. The record is from RefSeq and is a predicted model, not a curated record.